Molecule: messenger RNA, 1449 nt
Organism: Brassica oleracea var. oleracea
Lineage: Eukaryota; Viridiplantae; Streptophyta; Magnoliopsida; Brassicales; Brassicaceae
Product: transcription factor bHLH30
Exons: 2
Coding region: 186-1250 (354 amino acids)
Biological process (GO): regulation of DNA-templated transcription
Molecular function (GO): protein dimerization activity; DNA-binding transcription factor activity
Source: RefSeq, a predicted model, not a curated record
AGCAAGCUUUUGUCUCUUUUUAACUCUCUAAACUCCUACCUUCUUUUAACCAGCUUUCCGUACUAUUACAAACACACAUAUACAUAAAUAUAAAAUAUAAAUAUAUAUAGAGAUAGAGAGAGAGAGAGGAAGAGGAGAAAGAGAGUAGAAAGAUGGAGACUUUUAUGUCUUCAUAGAAACUAGUGAUGUGCGCAAAGAAAGAAGAAGUAGAAAGUUCAGGAGCCAUGAACAACAUAGGAAAUUACCAAAGUGACCUCUUCUUCCACCAACUUAUCUCCCCUAAUCAUCACCAAGAUCCUUCUCAAUCCGAAUCUUUCGGAGGUCCAAGUAAUAACGUCGGAUCCGGAUCCACUAUCUUCUCUCAAGAUUCCGUUUCCCCAAUAUGGCCUACUUUGGUCCAACCACCGUUCGAUCCGUUUCCUCCUCCCUCUCCAGCAUCUUUCUACGGGAGUUUCUUCCAUAGAAGUCGAGCUCAUCAUCAGGGGCUACAGUUUGGGUACGAGGGUUUUGGUGGAGCCACGCCAGCAACACAUCAUCAUCACGAACAGCUUCGGAUCUUGUCCGAAGCUUUAGGUCCCGUAGUGCAAGCCGGGUCAGGCCCUUUCGGAUUACAAGCUGAGUUAGGGAAGAUGACAGCACAAGAGAUCAUGGAUGCCAAAGCUUUGGCUGCUUCAAAGAGUCACAGUGAAGCCGAGAGAAGACGUAGAGAGAGGAUCAACAAUCAUCUUGCUAAGCUCCGUAGCAUAUUACCAAACACCACUAAAACUGAUAAAGCGUCGUUACUAGCGGAAGUGAUUCAACACGUGAAGGAGUUGAAGAAAGAGACUUCGGUGAUCUCGGAGACAAACUUGGUUCCAACGGAGAACGAUGAGUUAACUGUAGCUUUCACGGAGGAGGAAGAAACUGGAGAUGGAAGAUUCGUGAUUAAAGCGUCGCUUUGCUGCGAAGACAGGUCGGAUCUAUUGCCGGACAUGAUCAAAACGUUGAAAGCGAUGCGUCUCAAAACGCUCAAGGCGGAGAUAACGACCGUAGGUGGACGAGUCAAGAACGUUUUGUUUGUCACGGGAGACGAGAGUUCGGGCGAGGAGGAGAUGGAAGAGUAUUGUAUAGGGACGAUAGAGGAAGCUUUGAAGGCGGUGAUGGACAAGAGCAGCGUUGAGGAAACGUCUUCUUCUGGGAAUGCUAAGAGACAGAGAAUGAGUAGUCACAACAGUAUUACCAUCCUCGAACAACAACAACAUCACAGGUAAUCAAUUUUUAGUUGCGUAUUUACGUGUGUGUUCUAUGGAAAUGAAUGUAUGUUUGUCACGUUAUAAUAUGGAUAUGUGUGUUUGUGUGUGUGUGUAUGUAUAACGUGAGAUAUUUGUAUCCCUUGGCGCUUUGUUUGGUUCUAAAUGUACUUUCUUUUGCUUGUUUCGUUGAGAGUUGGCUAUAUGAUUAUUUUCCUCA